AUGCAUAACAAUAAACCAACCCGUAAAAAAAGCCAACCGGCACCAUCUACGUCUGAUGUUAAGCUGCCUAAAAUACCCCGGGUAAAAAUGCCAGAUGAUUUUAAAAUAAGAACGCAGCCAUUGUUUUCUUUACCCGAAGAAGUCCUAAAGCUACCUCCUCCAAAGACAAAAGCUGCUAAAAUUCAAGCUUCUAAGACGGCAGUUAGGAAAAAGUCAAGUGUUAUGCAAAGUUUUACGGCAAUGAGAAAAGCUCGAGAGGAGUUCAGAGCGAAGUUAAUGAAUCUAAUUUGUCAAUCGGCACCCGGGGAAGAUGGAGAUUCAGUACCCUCCGCGGAGGAGAAAAACAUGCUCAGAUACUAUUACUAUCUACGAUACGGGAUUGACACCAUUCACGUUGCUCCACUUGAUAAUAAAAUAAUUUUGCGGGUACAUAACUUAAUACCCGGAAAAUUGAAAAGAUGGAAGGAAACUCUUUUCACGUGCACUGACGAAAUGAGGGAAGACUUUAUGAUGAGUAUGAAGAAAGCUAUAGUAGACUUUGUUCUCAAAGACCCCAAUACGGAAGAGUCACUAGAAGAAGAAGAUACACCUUUAAAGCAAGAGCUAGCAAAGAAGGACGACGCGUGGCGUAAUCGUUACGUGGUAGCCAAGAAGUAUGUGACGAAGAAUUUGCACAGCGUAAACCCUUGUAUCGCGCAAGUUCUGCAGAUCUGGUGGAAGCAGUUCAACGAUCUCCGCCUUAUAAGUAUGAAGGACAUAAUGACAACGAAUGAAGCAUAUGAGUUGCAAGAUUUCUGUUUUGUGUGCAAACGGCACAUCGAGGCGGCCGGAAAUGUUCUCUCCAUGCAAUGGAUACCCACUGUACAGGCUGUAUUUCUUCAGGGAAGUAAAAAGAGGCAAAUACCUGAACCGAAGCAGGUGUCGAAAAUGAAGCAUUUCUACAAUUGUUUAGCGUGUAUCAUGACGUAUAACUUGCAAACUCUCUGCUUGAAGUCAAUGAAAGAUUUCACUGACUACAUUUUGGAUGUUGGGGGUAUGAAUCAAGGUUUCGUUAUAAACUUGACCUUUCAAAACGAAGCUAUACAAUUUGAGCCGUCCUUCAAACAAUUUCGUGAUCAGCUAUGUCUUCUUUACGACUUCGUUAUUGACGCGUGUAGACAGUCGCCAAGAUUGGAAACUUUAUUGUACCAGGAUUAUGUGAUAACAAGCAGAGUCACUUUGAGGCCUGUAAUCGACAACGAUUUAGUUGAAAAUAAUUAUAAAAAAAGUAUCGCGGAUCUUAUCAACGAGCAAAGAAUCGGGCCUGAGUUGAGAGUGCAGGAUUUUGACGAUUAUGUUUGCUUGCUUAACGGUGAGUCAACUUCGAAAGUGGAAAACUUUAUUAAAGCUAUCCCUGAAAAAACGUUUGAAGAGUAUUGCGAUGAAUCUGUAAAAUACGUGACGUUGGCAAAGGAAAUCCCAUCCAAAUUGGAAGGCACUAUCGUUAUCGGUAUGUUCCGAAUGCAAAGAGGGGACCUUAUUACAUCCUUAAGAGGUGCUGCUACAAGAUUAGCCAAUACUUUAUUAAGACGGAUGACAGAGGAUUAUCAAAACAUGAUAAGGAUGAUAUAUGAAGAGUACUCAACGAUCGCCAAUACGCUGUUGACCCCUCCUCCAGACACGGCCGCAUUAAUGGACCUAAUAGCGUACUGUAAGAAAGCUGAAGAGGUGUUAUUGGAUGAGAUGGAAGACAAAUUGAGGAACGUUCUACGAUAUAUAGUAUUCCUCGGAGAUUAUACUACAUUUACUCCACUAGAAAUGAAAGCAAAUAACCAAAGUUUUCAUUGGUACGCUCGCAUGCCGGGUGUUAUUGAAGAAUGUAAGGUUAUAUGCGAUCAAAAGAAGAUAGAAUAUCAAGAGUUGUUAAAAGUGCGUAUUGCAAAGUUUAUCGAAGACUUAGAUAUAUACGAGGAGCAAUCAAACGAACUACAAUAUUGGGGUGAUAUUAACGAACUUCCUAAAUACGUAACACGAGCACGUCGUCUUGAUGAAAAAUUGGCUUUGGCGUUGGCCAAGAUUGACCAGUUCAACGAAGAAGAAACGUCGUUCGGAUGGGAGUUGUCUCAGUAUCCCAAACGAAAAGCAGUUUAUGAUAAACUUGUUCCUUUUAAAAAACUGUUCGAUGCAGGCUUUGAUUUUCUCCAAAAGCACGAGGAUUGGAUGAAAUCUAGGGUCGGAAGCUAUGACCCAGAAGAUAUAGAGGGCGAUGUUAGUUACUUCUACAAAAUAGUUUACAAAUUGGAAAAGUCUUUUCAAGAAGUUCCCGCCACAUUUGAGCUUGCCCAAUCUGUACGACAUAAAAUGGAAGAAUUCAAAACGAAUAUGCCAAUUAUUCAAACGCUUGGUAACCCUGGUAUGAAACCGCGACACUGGGAGAAAGUGUCAGAAAUCGUAGGUUUCCCGAUAGUUGUUGAUGAAGAGCUAUCGUUAGAAAAAGUUAUAGAUUUCAAUCUGGUGGAUUAUAUUGAGAAGUUCGAGAGUAUCUCUGAAGCGGCCACUAAAGAAAAUAACCUAGAGAAGGCGUUAGACAAGAUGAUGAAAGAAUGGGCUGAUCUUAAAUUUGACAUCUUGCCAUAUAAGGAUACAGGUACCUACAUCCUGUCAAGCGUGGAUGAAAUUCAAGUUCUCCUUGACGAUCAUAUUGUCAAGACCCAGACUAUGAAGAAUUCCCCAUACAUCAAGCCAUUUGAAGAAAUAAUCUAUGACUGGGAGGGAAAAUUAAUACUACUACAAGAGAUUUUGGACGAAUGGUUAAAAGUGCAAGCAACGUGGAUGUACUUGGAGCCCAUAUUCUCUUCUCCCGAUAUCCAACAACAAAUCCCUGAAGAGGGGCGUAGAUUCAGUGCCGUUGAUAAGAUGUGGCGCGAAAUAAUGAAGGCUGCCUACACUGAGCCGCGUGUUCUCGACGUCAUCAAAAUAGAGAAGAUGCUAGACCGGCUCAAGAAGUCUAAUAAUCUUCUUGAGAUGGUGCAACGUGGACUUAACGCAUACUUGGAGAAGAAACGCUUGUACUUCCCCCGUUUCUUCUUCUUAUCCAACGACGAAUUGCUUGAAAUUCUCUCUGAAACCAAAGAUCCCAUGCGGGUACAACCUCAUCUCAAGAAGUGUUUCGAGGGUAUUGCAAAACUAUCAUUCACAGAAGAAAUGGUGGUCACACAUAUGCGCUCCUCAGAAGGAGAAAUUGUGGAGCUGACGCUCACUAUUAAUACUGCCGCCGCUAGAGGACAAGUGGAGAAAUGGCUUUUAGAACUAGAGGUGUCAAUGAAGUCGUCCGUACAUAAUGUAGUAGCAUUGUCGUAUGACGAUUAUUUGAAGAGACCACGAGAAAAUUGGGUCCUGGUAUGGCCAGGACAAGCUGUACAAUGCAUUGCUAUGACCUUUUGGACAUCGGAGGUAACAGAUGCAAUACAUAUUAGUGUAAAGGCAAUGAGAGCUUACUGGGAUAAGUGUAAUUACCAGAUAUCAAAGAUUGUAGAUCUAGUCAGAGGAGAGCUGAGUUUACAGAAUAGAAUAACGCUAGGUGCAUUGGUAGUAUUGGACGUCCACGCUCGGGACGUUUUAAUGGAACUAAUCGAAUUUAAUGUCCAACAUGAUAAUGACUUCAAUUGGUUAUCACAGAUUAGAUAUUACUGGGAGGAACAAGAAGAAGAUCUUAGUUGGCAGAUAGCAACUAGGAUGAUAAAUUCUCAGCUAAUGUAUGGCUAUGAGUAUCUUGGUAACACAGGCCGGUUGGUUGUGACACCGCUGACUGACCGGUGCUUCAGGACCCUCUUUGGAGCAUUGCAUUUGAAUCUCGGUGGGGCACCAGAAGGUCCAGCAGGUACAGGAAAGACAGAAACCACAAAAGAUUUAGCAAAGGCUGUUGCUAAGCAAUGUGUUGGUUUGGCCUCUUGUGGAGCCUGGUCCUGUUUCGACGAAUUUAACCGUAUAGAUUUGGAGGUGUUGUCUGUUGUGGCUCAGCAGAUUCUAUCUAUUCAAAGAGGGAUCAAUUCUGGAUCCACUGAACUUCUGUUUGAAGGAACACUUUUGCACUUAGAUAAGAGCUGUGCUGUUUUUAUUACUAUGAAUCCUGGUUAUGCUGGAAGAUCUGAGUUGCCUGAUAAUUUGAAGGCACUAUUCCGUUCUGUGGCCAUGAUGGUUCCAGAUUAUGUACUCAUAUCCGAAAUAGAACUGUACGCUUUUGGCUACUUAAAUGCAAAACCCCUAGCAGUGAAAAUUGUUGCCACCUACAGGCUAUGCUCAGAACAGCUAUCCUCACAAAGUCACUACGAUUAUGGCAUGCGGGCCGUUAAGUCAGUUUUACGAGCGGCCGGAGCAUUAAAGCUAAGAUAUCCCGAUGAAGACGAAGACGUCAUACUCCUCAGGUCUAUUAAAGAUGUCAAUCUGCCCAAAUUUUUAGAGCACGAUGUGCCUCUAUUUAUGGGUAUUAUCGGUGACUUGUUCCCUGGUCUGCCACUGCCUCUAGCCGGUUUGCCCCACCUGGUUGCUUGUCUUAAGGAAGUCUGUGUUCCUCUUAAUUUGCAGGCAAAUGAUUUCUUCGUUGAAAAGGUAUUACAACUGUACGAGAUGAUUUUAGUACGACACGGUCUGAUGUUAGUCGGUUUUCCAUUCUCCGGGAAAACGAAGUGUUACCACGCACUUGGACAUGCUUUAGCUGCGGUCUCGGAAAAGGGUCUUAUGGAUGAAAAUGCUGUAGAAUGGACGGUAAUAAAUCCCAAGUCGAUAACAAUGGGUCAGCUGUAUGGACAAUUUGAUCCUGUAUCUCACGAGUGGUCCGAUGGUAUACUCGCUGUCAGUUAUAGAGCUUUUGCUGUCUCCACAAAUAGUAAUAGAAAAUGGCUAGUCUUCGAUGGACCCGUGGACGCCAUUUGGAUUGAGAAUUUAAAUACUGUACUAGAUGACAACAAGAAGCUGUGUUUAAUGAGUGGAGAGAUAAUACAAUUGGCUCCAACUACGAACCUGGUGUUCGAGCCCAUGGAUUUGGAAGCUGCCUCACCGGCCACAGUAUCACGUUGCGGUAUGAUUUAUAUGGAGCCCAAAGGAUUAGGAUGGAAAUGUUUGUUAGAAUCCUGGCUUAAUACUUUGCCCGCUACUCUGCACGGAUUUAAUAAAAAUAUUAUUCGUGCUCUUUACAAUAGAUUUAUGUCGCCGCUACUGUGGCUUGUGGAGUAUUCUGGAAAAACUAAGCAAAUGUAUGUAACGUCUCGAUCAAAUUUGGUAAAGGCGUGCAUGAAUUUAUUCGAUACAUUCAUGGAUGACUUCUACGAUGAAAAAUUUAUGGAACAAAUAUCAGAUCUGGAUACUCGUGCUCAGCUCGAGGGUGUAUUUUUCUUCUCGUGCAUUUGGUCGAUAGGAGCUACUUUAGAAGCUGAUAGUCGGGAGAAAUUCGAUAUGCUCUUCCGAGGUUUACUCGAGAAAGAAUUUCCACAAAAGGUGAUAGAACUUUUAAAUUACCCCAGAGAAAUUGCAAAGCCAGAGAAACAGUACAUAUUCGGUCUGCCUAAGGAAGGGCUUGUAUAUGACUAUCGAUUUAUUAAGGAGGGCAAAGGUAAGUGGAAACCAUGGCAAGAUGAUGUGGUAUCAGCUCCUCCCAUCAGCAGAGAUACUCCACCGAAUCAGAUUCUUGUAACAACGCUGGACAGUGUCAGAUAUUUGGCCUUAUUCAAGCUCUUGGUGACGCAUCAUAAGGCAGUUAUGAUGGUUGGCCCUACCGGAACCGGAAAAUCUUCGUAUAUUAUAGACUUCCUUGUCAAGAGAGUGGACACGAAAGUUUACAAAGCUCUCAUAAUGGCGUUUUCAGCUCAAACAAACUGUAAUCAAACGCAGGAUAUCAUAAUGGGAAAACUUGAUAAGCGGAGGAAAGGGGUAUUUGGUCCUCCGAUCGGGUGUCACUGUGUUGUAUUCGUGGAUGACGUAAGCAUGCCACAAGCAGAAACUUAUGGAGCCCAACCACCGAUAGAAGUGUUACGCCAAGGUAUCGACUUGGGACUGUGGUAUGACCGGAAGAUCAAUGUUGCUAUGCAUUUGAUAGACGUACAGUUUAUGUGUGCGAUGGGAAAGCCUACACCCGGUGCAAAAUUGGUGACGCCGCGUUUUUCGCGCCAUUUCUCAUUCUUUUGCAUUGAUGAAUUCGACGAUGAGACGCUGAAAGUAAUUUUCGGUCGAAUUAUGUUGUGGCAUCUCGAUACGAGAGGAUUUUCGAAGGACUUCGAUCCGUGCAUCGACGAGAUAGUGGCAGGCACACUUGAAGUGUACAAGGAGUGUCGGCUCAACCUGCUGCCUACGCCCUCCAAAUCGCAUUAUACAUUCAACUUACGAGAUUUCUCCAGAGUCAUUCUGGGUGUCCUCUUAUCAGUGCCAGAAGUAACACCUGACUUACAGUCAAUCAAACGUCUAUGGGUGCAUGAGUGCUUAAGAGUAUUUUCUGAUCGGCUGGUUGAGGAAAAGGAUCGCCAGUGGCUGGUUACGUGUCUGAGGGAUGCCACCGCAAAAUACCUCAAUGACGAUUUCGAUAAAAUGCUGGGACGACUUCUAACUGAUCCUAAAGACAAGAUAACGGACCUUCAUCUCCGUAAUCUAAUUUACUGUGACUUCGCCAAUCCAAAAGUGGACACUCGGUUCUACAUGGAAACCACUAACAUGGAACAUUUGAAUGCGACAGUCGAUGCCUUUCUUGUUGAAUUCAACAAUAUGUCAAAGAAACCAAUGAAUCUUGUCUUAUUUAGGUUUGCGAUAGAGCACGUGUCGCGUAUAUGCCGUGUGCUGACUCAGCCGCGGUCCCACGCACUCCUCGUGGGCCUGGGAGGGUCCGGCCGACAGUCACUGACUCGACUAGCCGCGCAUAUCAACGAAUACGAUCUUUUCCAGGUAGAAAUGAGUAGAACAUACGGUAAAACGGAAUGGAGGGAAGACUUAAAAACUCUAUUACGGAAGUCGAGUACACCCGAUUUACAUAUGGUGUUCUUGUUCAUAGAAUCACAGAUCAAAGAAGAAGGUUUCUUAGAGGAUGUAAAUAACAUGCUGAAUUCCGGUGAAGUUCCGAACAUUUUUGGAGCCGAUGAAAAAGCGGAGUUGUGCGAGAAAAUGCGAGUGAUUGACCGUCAAAGGGACAAAUCUCUCCAAACUGAUGGUACCCCUACCGCACUAUACGCAUAUUUCGUAUCAAUUGUACGAGAUCAACUCCAUAUUGUCCUGGCUAUGUCUCCUGCUGGUACAUCACUUCGUACCAGGAUCAGAAAGUUCCCAUCACUCGUGAAUUGUUGCACUAUCGAUUGGUUCCAGGAAUGGCCACCAGACGCCCUAUUAGCUGUGGCUACACGAUUUUUGAAAGAAGUGGAACUGACUGACCUCGAAAGAGAAACAGCGAUAAAGCUUUGUCAAAUAUUCCACACGGAUACGCAAGAGCUCACGAGAGAAUUCCUACUUAGAUUGAAACGAUAUAAUUAUGUCACGCCCACUGCUUAUCUCGAACUGAUCAAUAUGUUCAAGUCAUUGUUAGGCAAAAAGCGAACAGAGCUAAUAACAGGUGAAAAGAGAUACAUAACUGGCUUAGAUCAAUUAGCAAUUGCUGCUAAAUCUGUAGCGGCUUUACAACAAGCGUUAGAAGUAUUACAACCCAAACUCGCAGCCGGUGCAGCUGCUGUUGCUGAAACUACUGCUAAGGUAGAAAAGGAAAAAGAAGGUGUGGCAUUAGUAGAAGCUGAAGUGCUUGCCGAUCAGGCGGCGGCCGAGGAACAGGCACAAGAAGCACAAGGCAUCAAGGAUGAAUGCGACGCUGAUUUAGCUGAAGCAAUGCCAAUUUUAAACUCUGCUUUAGCGGCUUUAGACACUUUAACACCGCAAGACAUAACUUUUAUCAAGACAAUGAAGAGUCCUCCCAGAGGAAUCAAACUCGUAAUGGAAGCUAUUUGUAUUUUAAAGGAAAUAAAACCAGACAAGAUACCAAAUCCAUCGGGAGUAGGUACCAUAGAAGAUUUUUGGGGUCCAUCAAAGAAACUUCUCAACGAUAUAAAGUUUCUUGAAUCUCUACAAAAUUAUGAUAAGGACAACAUUCCUCCACCUGUAAUGAAGAAGCUUAUGGCUACUGUCAUGCAAGAUGAUGGAUUUGUUCCCGAGAAAAUUCGAGCGGUUUCUGUUGCUGCAGAGGGUAUGUGUAAAUGGGUCAUUGCAAUGACAAAGUACGACAAAGUGGCGAAAGUUGUGGCGCCGAAGAAGCAACGCUUAGCAGCGGCUCAAGCUGUGUACGAUAAAGCCAUGGCUGCUUUAGCUGUUAAACAAGCACAACUUAGAGAGGUUCAAAUGAAAUUAGGAAAAUUAGAAGAAGCAUUAUCAGAACAGAGUCGACAACAAAAAAUGUUAGACGAUGAAGUAAUGGACUGUAGUAAUAAAUUAAAAAGAGCGGAAAUGCUGAUAUCAGGAUUGGGAGGUGAAAAGACCAGGUGGACGCAAAUCGCUAAGACUUUACGGGAUACUUAUAAUUCACUUACUGGUGAUAUUCUAAUCGCUGCGGGAGUUAUAGCAUAUUUAGGCCCCUUUACAGCAUCCUUCAGAUUCCAACAAAUAAAGAAAUGGGCCUUAGCUUGUCACGACUGUGGAAUUGUAUGUACACUAAACUUCAGUUUAAUCAAAGUACUCGGGGAACCGGUGACUAUUCAACAGUGGAAUAUUGAUGGACUGCCUUCCGAUGACUUCAGUGUUGAGAGCGCUAUCAUUAUAAUGAAUGCCCGACGUUGGCCACUUAUGAUUGAUCCUCAAGGGCAAGCUAAUCGUUGGAUAAAAAAUAUGGAGAAGCCGAAUAACUUAUGUAUAGUUCGGAUGACACAAGCAGACCUUGGUCGCGUAUUAGAAAACGCUGUUCAGUUCGGACAACCGGUAUUAUUGGAAAACGUCUUAGAAGAGUUGGACCCAAUGUUAGAGCCACUUUUACAACAACAAACAUUCCGUCAAGGUGGUGCACUGUGCAUUAAAAUUGGUGACACCAUUGUUGAAUACAGCAAAGAUUUUAAGCUGUACAUUAGUACGAAAUUAGCAAAUCCUCACUAUCUGCCCGAGGUUGGAGUUAGAGUUACUCUAGUCAACUUUAUGCUCGCAAAAGAUGGUUUGCAAGCACAAUUGUUAGCCCGAGUAGUGGCAAGAGAGAGACCCGACUUACAACAGGCAAAAGCAGAUUUGACCACUCAAGGGGCCGAACAUAGAAGGCUCCUGCAAGAAAUCGAAAAGAAAAUCUUAAAUGUACUUUCUACCUCUGAGCAUUUGCUAGAAGAUGAAGAAGCGGUUCAGAUCCUUAACUCGGCGAAGGAUACAUCCAACGAGAUAAAAGAAAAACAGGAAGUUGCGAUGAUAACUGAAAAAGCAAUUGACACUGCUAGAGACGACUAUGUGCCAAUUGCUGUUCAUUCUACUAAUCUUUUCUUCCUCAUUGCAUCUCUGGCGAACAUAGACCCAAUGUAUCAGUAUUCAUUGGGGUGGUUCGAAGGUUUGUUCACGGGGUCGAUUGAUAAUACGGAGAAAGUGGACGAGAUACCGGAGCGGCUCGCGAUAUUACGUGCUCACUUUACGUAUUCGCUGUAUGCGAACAUCUGCAGGAGUUUGUUUGAAAAGGAUAAAAUGGUCUUCUCUUUACUAUUAACGAUCACGAUAAUGGUAGCGGAAGGUCGUUUAGAUCGUGGACAAGUGAUGUUUUUGUUGGGUGGCGCUCAACCUAGACAUGUCCCGCCGAACCCUGUUGCAUUUCUCAGUCCACAAGCUUGGGCUGAGUUCAACUCGCUAAAUGAAAUGGAUAAAUUCCAUGGCAUUGUUAACCAUUUUACUACGAACCUUCCGGCUUGGGAAGCUUAUUGUGACACUGUAGAUCCACAAAACCAACCUUUACCCGAACCAUGGAAUACGAAAUUGGACAUGUUUGAGAAAAUGAUGGUACUUCGGUGCAUGCGGUUCGAUAUGAUGGUGCCGGCUGUUCAAAACUUUUGUGAAGCUAAAAUGGGGCGGCAGUUUGUAGAGCCGCCAUUGUUUGAUUUAGCGUCGUCUUACGCCGAUUCACACUGUUGUAUACCGCUUUUGUUUGUAUUGACCCCCGGUUCGGAUCCCAUGGGAACGCUACUUAAGUUUGCUGAUGAUCAGGGCUUCGGGUCAUCUCGGCUAUUCUCUUUAUCACUGGGGCAGGGUCAGGGCCCGAUCGCCGUAAAGUUAAUAGACGAAGGUGUUAGGAGCGGAACGUGGGUCGUGUUGCAAAACUGUCAUUUGGCUAAAAGUUGGAUGCCUAUGCUGGAAAAGAUCUGCGAAGGUCUUUUGCCCGACUCCACUCACCCAGACUUUAGACUGUGGCUCACGUCUUACCCAGCGGAUCAUUUCCCUGUGUAUGUGCUACAAAAUGGAGUUAAAAUGACUAAUGAGCCACCUCAAGGUCUUCGAGCAAAUAUAGCUCGCUCUUACCAGAGCGAUCCAAUCAAUGACCCCGAAUGGUUCGAAGGAAAUAAACAGCCAGACACCUUCAAGAAGAUGUUAUUUGCGUUAUGUUUUUUCCACGCGGUCAUUCAAGAAAGACGACAGUUCGGUCCAUUGGGUUGGAAUAUCCGUUACGAGUUCAAUGAAACUGAUCUGAAAAUUAGUGUGACACAGCUGUACAUGUUCCUUAAUGAAUAUGAUGAUGUGCAAUUUGUUGCAUUACGCUACUUGACGGGCGAAUGUAACUAUGGAGGCCGUGUGACAGACGACUGGGACCGACGCUGUUUAAACACUAUCCUUUACAAGUUUUACAACCCUCGUACUGUUAAUGAAGACAAGUAUCCUUUAGAUCCCACUGGUAUCAUUUCUUAUAUAAAUACUAUGUAUAGCGAACUCUUGUAUCUGUUACUAUACUCUGUGAUAUGGCAAUUAGUUUCUCAUUUAAACUAUGCUGGUCAUUAUUACAAAGGUAGUUAUGUUCUGACAGGUGUAUACCACAUACCGACAUUACGGGAACACUCGGACUUUAUAGCAUUCGCCCGGUCUCUUCCCGUGGCCACACCACCUUCCGUAUUCGGUUUCCAUCCUAACGCGGACAUCACUAAGCAUUUCCGGGAAGCUGAAGACCUUCUAAACACAGCUAUUUUGACACAGGAUACAAUGGCAGCUGGCGGCGCCGGUGCUACGCCAGAACAGCAAGCUAUGGCCAUAGCCGAAGACGUGCUAGCACGCCUACCAAAACAGAUUCUCUCUGGCCCGUCACAUGAGGGUGACAUUAAGCCAGCGGAUAUGACGCCAAUGUCGAUAGUCGUUAUACAGGAGGCAGCUAGAUAUGAAAGAUUGGUGACCGUUGUGAGGACUAGUUCUAGAGCUGUUAUUGGAGCUGUACAAGGUGUAAGUGUAUUAACGGAUGUAACCGAAGAAGUCCUCACGAGUAUGGUCAGAGGUCGCAUACCAGCUCUGUGGGCGGGCAAGAGCUACCCAUCGCUGAAACCUCUAGCUGCUUACUUUGACGAUUUACUCGCAAGAUUGGCCUUUUUACAACAUUGGCAUCAGUACGGUCCACCAGUCGUUUUCUGGCUAUCGGGCUUUUAUUUCCCGCAAGCUUUUCUUACGGCUGCCCAACAAAGCUAUGCAAGAAAGUAUAAGAUACCUAUCGAUCAGCUUGCAUUCCAUUAUGAGGUUCAACGUACGUUCGUUCUCGAAGAACCGCCCGAUGAAGGUGUUUAUAUUCGUGGUCUAUUCAUGGAGGGUGCGAGAUGGAACAUGGAGGAAAGCUACAUUGAUGAAUCUUUACCCAAGAUACUGUACGACGAAUUCCCGCCAGUAAUAUACUCUCUACAACUUCAUUAUGCUUUUUUCUUACUUGUUUUUAUUAUAGAGGAGGUGUGGCUGAUCCCGCUGAAACGCGAGGAUAUCCCUCAGGAUGUGUUUUAUAAUUGUCCUCUGUAUAAGACGGGAGAUCGCCGUGGGGUUCUAUCUACAACUGGUCAUUCCACUAAUUAUAUUCUCUUUAUGCGUUUACCAACAUCUCAGCCACCUGACCAUUGGAUAAUGCGUGGUGUGGCUCUCCUUACGCAGUUGCCUUUCUAA
Leptosia nina is the source of this 12075-nucleotide messenger RNA. Lineage: Eukaryota; Metazoa; Arthropoda; Insecta; Lepidoptera; Pieridae. The record is from the annotation of a GenBank genome assembly.